AUGUGAAUGCAAGCGUGCGUACACGCUGUGACGCUUUCUCCCGCUCAUUUCACGCUUGGUUCAAAGACUCAUAAGCCACUCAGCUGCCCUCAACUACACGUGGCUCUUGAGACGAUUAUACCAAGACGCUGACCUCUGGCACCAUUGGAGGGGAUUCUUGAUACCGGAUCCCAGUGAUAGACUACAUAUCACCACCCAAAGCAGACUGUCACUAUAUCGUGAGAUUCCGCCCCGCGAGUGUUGGAGUUCCUCAUCUUCCACGCCUCAACUCCAAAUACCAGAACCAUGUUCUUCAAGAGCAAACUACUCCUCUCAUUCGUGGGCCUUGCUAGCGUCAUCGCCGCUCCAACGAAGCAACCCCGUCUUGAAGACCUCCAGUGCCGCUGCCUCACCUUCUCCACAAGUGCCGCACCUACGCUUUGCUCUUACCAGGAACUACUCACACUCGACUGGGACACGGCUUACUCGCUUGCAACCGUCAACGAUCUCAAGAUACAGUUCGCUAGUAAGAAAGCCAUGACCAAAGUUCUUGCACUUCCCAAGCCUGUGCCUACCAGUAUCCUCUUGAGCGUUCAUGAGGGACAGGUACGGCCAUUGGACCCGGCGAAGAAGGUGCAGAAUGAGAAUAGAAUUGUCUGCGGGUUCGGAGAUGAGGUUGAGCACGUGGGGGAUCAUGAAAAGAGCCUAGAGGUAGAGGUGCAUUAUGUCGGAACCGUGCUGGGGCUGUUCAUGUUGCUCCUCAUCAUCUACCUUGUUGGAGACUAUCUGUGGACUAGAUACAUCUCUCGUGUCGGAAGCAUAAAACUGGAAGGAGAUGAAAAGACUUUGACAGCCGAGUUCGAAACGUCGACGAACAACUUGUCAAUCGACUACCCUUGAUCAACCUCGCGGCUUCGACUACUUUGUCCUACACUGUUCAUAUCAAAGACCUUCAUUGAAAGGCAUCUCAAGGGUGCAGUUGCACAGACGGGUUUCCCUUGUAAGCAGGGACCAUGACAAAGAACUCGCCCGAUCCGACUCCUACCUACCAACCUCAGCUGUGAUUCCGGAUAGACAUGUCUGCAGAGCCUCAUUAUUCACACGAUCGUCUUCGAGGUCUGUCGCUCACGUUGACAGGAGUCAACAGAGCGUAGUACACUCCCCGAAUCCUUUGUGAGGAUUCGGCAGAGCAUCAUCACCCAUGUGCGUUUCUGUAGAGGUGUCUCAGUCUGCCUGUUGUC
Alternaria alternata is the source of this 1220-nucleotide messenger RNA. RefSeq lists its product as hypothetical. The transcript has 3 exons. Lineage: Eukaryota; Fungi; Ascomycota; Dothideomycetes; Pleosporales; Pleosporaceae. Bases 286 to 879 code for a protein of 197 amino acids. The record is from RefSeq and is a predicted model, not a curated record.